This is a messenger RNA of Cyprinus carpio (common carp), 842 nucleotides long. Its product is annotated as tubulin-specific chaperone A-like. The record is from RefSeq and is a predicted model, not a curated record. Gene Ontology annotation, molecular function: beta-tubulin binding. Gene Ontology annotation, cellular component: cytosol; microtubule cytoskeleton. Gene Ontology annotation, biological process: post-chaperonin tubulin folding pathway; tubulin complex assembly. Lineage: Eukaryota; Metazoa; Chordata; Actinopteri; Cypriniformes; Cyprinidae.
UCAUUUCCUGCUGCGUAGUGCGUAGUGUCUGUGCUAAUAGGCUGAUCUCGGCUACUUGCUUCUCUUAUUAUAAACAUAUUUAUCCGCGUUUUCUUCCGUUUGCACUACUUCAAACAGCACGGACAAUGGCAGAUCCAAGAAUACGGCAAAUAAAAAUCAAGACCGGUGUGGUUAAACGUUUGGCCAAAGAGGAGGUGUUUUACAUAAAGGAGGCAAAGCUGCAGGAAGAGAAGGUUGAGCGUCUCAAGGCAGAGGCAGGAGACGAGUAUGUAAUCAAGAAACAGAUUGAGGUGUUGCAAGAGUCAAGAAUGAUGAUCCCUGACUGCCAUCGUCGUUUAGCUAUGGCCCACGCUGACCUGCAACAACUGUUGGAAGCAGAAGAGGAACUGGCUGAAAUGGAAGAAUACAAGGAGGCCAGAACAGUUUUAGAUUCAGCCAAGCUAGAAGGAUGAUGGACACAAACGAAUAAACACCCACAGACGCUAACAUACACACUGACAUCCUAAGUGUCCAUUCCAGUUGUUCUGACCCGUUUAGUGUUUCAGAACCAAUGCGAUGUUUACUGAUUGCUUAUGUUUGCAUUUCAAAGAUUUUUGUAUUGAUUCAGAAUUCAACAACACCAUUUUCUUCUUAGCCUUCUGUGAUCAAAUGCACACAAUCGUGAAAUAAAGUUUGUAUAGCUCUAUAUCUUCAGUCCAUUAUAGUAUGUUACUUUUUUAGAUUAGACCUUCACCUGCUGGGAAUGAAAUAAUUGUGACACAUCUUUGAUUUCAUGUAAGCAUUUCACAUGUAUUCCUGCUGCAGGUAUGUGUGACUACAUAAAGCUGAAUUAAUAUGUAAAA